UCAGUGUCUAUGUAAAGACCUGGAAGGAGGAUUGCAUGGUGGUGGUGAUCCAUCGGACAGCCUAGGCUAAGUGGCCAAGCCAAGCAGAGCGAGGCACACCGUGUGAGGAGGGAAGGAGGAGGUUAGAGGGGUCUAUAACUGGAGAAGCACGAGUCUGAUGUCACUGGGACUCCUCCAAGAUCCCAGAAGAAGAGAGGAACAGAGGAGGAAGAGGGGAUGCUAAUGCAGUGUUGACCCAGGAAGAGAGAGAGAGGGAGUAAACAGAGGAACAAGAGGAGAAUACCCUAUUGGAUAGAGACUUUUUAUGAGAUCCUCCAGGAUGCGGUCAUUAUCAGCAGGGCAGAGGCAGGGUCCUUUCCACCUCCACAGGUUCUGAUCCCAUCCUUCUGGGGGCCGAGGAGGCCUCUUGAUUGGGUGUGAUCCCCUCGUCUUGGGGCUCCUGGAGUUCUAGCGAUGGCUCAUGCACUAAAUGACCCGCAGCUGGGCGCCGGCCCCUCCGAGGACUCGGAACUCUCUCAGAAUGAGUCUGAAACGGCCAGCUUGGUGUCUGAGGACUCCAUCAUGCCAGACUAUGAGAUGAGGCGGGGUGGAGGAGGCACCACCUCUACACUGUACGAGGCCUGUAACAGGAACGAGGCGCAAACCCUACAGAGGGUCCUGGAGAGGGGGGUUACUAAGGAAGAAGUCAUGGAGCUGGACAUCAACGGCAGGAAUGGCCUGAUGUUGGCUGUCUCCAGAGGCUACGUGGACAUCGUCUACGGUCUACACACGUGUCCACUGAUAGACAUCAACCACCAGGACAACGAAGGCAGCACGGCAGUGAUGAUCGCUGCCCAGGCCGGCUACAUAUCCAUCCUCAACUUCAUCCUGAACUACUACCCUAAGGUAGACCUGGAGGUGAGGGACAUCAGAGGCUUCACUGCCCUCAUCAAGGCAGCCAUACAAGGCAGGGAGGACUGUGUGUCUUCCCUCAUAAUGGCCGGUGCUGAUAUCAACGUAGUGGACGAUGUCAAAGGGAAAAGCAUAACAGACUGGGCCCUGAAGACAAGUCGCUUCGAGGUCCUGCAGCGUCUCCGUCGCCUCCAGGCGUGUCCCAUCGCCGAACAGUUCUGCGAUAGCUACGUGAUGGAGUGGCCCGAGCUGAAGGAGCUGGUGGCUAAAGCCAUGGCCCCCAAGAACCUGACCCAGCGUCUGAAGGACAGCUUGACCUUCAGCUUCCCCAACGACCCUCAGGACAAUGGGGUGUUGGACCACAUGGUGAGGAUGACAACGUCCAUCCACAGUCCACUAGUCUCCAUGGGCUGCCGGCCACUCUGCCCCACCAGCCCCCCCGAGGUCGGGAAGAGGCGGUUGGCCGUGCCGGAGCUGAUGGAAAAGCACAGCAGCAAGGAACUGGAGGAGAGCUCCGUGUGUCAUAGUAACGGUGUGAAGUGUUCCUUCACGCCGGCGCCGGCGUCGUCCUCCCUCUUGCUUGCCAACUGCUGCUCAGACACGAAGCGAAGGGGCAGUGUCGUCUCAACGGCUGCAAACGGCGUCCAGAACUUCCUCCCCCAUUCCUUGGCGAAUCGGAACAGUGUCUUCCCGUACGGCUGCAUCCCCACGAUCACCUUCACUAAGUCUGCGGAAAAAACACCCAAGAAGGCGAAGAAGACGAAGAGGCACAAGGGCCACCUGGAGCCUCCAGUCUGGAAGUACAAAUCGGAUAAGCAGGAGAAGAAAAAGGAAAAGGAGAAGUUGGAGGAAGAGAAGGAAGUGCAAGAGAAGGCACUUAAGAUAUCUAAAAUGAAGGCAGCCAAGGCGGCGGCCAAGGCCAAGGAGCCCGCCAAGGCAAGUUAAACUGCCAGCUGUCUGUUUGUAAACUGCCACAGAGUGAGGGCACAGAACCCUGAGAGAAUAGAACGGCCUCUGUGCUGCCAUCUCUUACUAAGUCCAAUCUGUGAUGAUGUCAUAUAAGAGGGACGGGGGGACAGCUCCCCUGUGGUGGCCCCUUUCCGGGGCCAUCAUGGAAGCCCAGUUUCAGCCCUGCAGUGGUGUCUUCAAUAACAUGGGUGGAAACUAGCAUCUGAGCCAGACUAAGACUAAUGGAUGGACUGUUUUUCCUCUUGAUUGGGAUACGCUGUAAGGACUUCCUGAAAUGGCCUGAACAUUCCUAGACUUUACUAGUCAUGUAUCUAUCAAGAGGAAUAUGCUUUUUAUAUGUUAACUUAUUUUGUCGUUUCAUUUUUGGGGAGUCAGUCGUUAGAAAGAUCAGUAGAGUUUGUUUGGGCUUCUGCUUUCUUAACAUACAGCAUGUCUGAAACAACUAACUAUUAUCGAAACUGUGAAGGAACCAGAGCCAUAGCAAAGAAAUGUCAAAUGUCUAUCUGCUCCCAUGCCUCAACCGAUCCGUCAGGUUCCUGCGCCCCUGCUGACCCGACAGGUUUCCGUGCCUCAGCUGGCGUGACAGGUUCUCGUGCAUCAACAGGGGUGACCUGUCCGCUCCUGAUCCCCGGGUUCCUUCCCCUUUGACGGUGUCCUGCGGCUAGAGCUGUGCGUCGGGGGUCGGGGAGGGGCUACUGUCACGUAUACUCCCUCUCCGGCCUCUAGGUCAUCAGACUGCUGAUUAUCCAGCACACCUGUCACCGUCGUCUCGCGCACCUGCGCCUCAUGACACUCACCUGGACUCCAUCACCUCCUUGAUUAUCUUCCCUUUAUCUGUCACUCCCCUUGGCUCUUUCCUCGGGUGUUGUUGACUCUGUUUUCAUGUCGGCGCGUUGUUUGUGCUACGUGUUGUUUGUUUAUUAAAACACUCACUCCCUGAA
Oncorhynchus tshawytscha (Chinook salmon) is the source of this 2801-nucleotide messenger RNA. RefSeq names its product photoreceptor ankyrin repeat protein-like. Gene Ontology annotation, molecular function: protein binding. The coding region runs from base 454 to 1836 and encodes 460 amino acids. The record is from RefSeq and is a predicted model, not a curated record. Lineage: Eukaryota; Metazoa; Chordata; Actinopteri; Salmoniformes; Salmonidae. The transcript is spliced from 6 exons.